GAGGUUCGUCGUCUGUUCUUUUGAUGUACGAAUUUAAUUUACUCACUGUGACUGCCCGGCGCAGGCAUUUGAAGGAAAAUAUCACCCAUUGUCAAUGACUACAAGCUUCACCAUAUUUUGUUGACCCUCAUAAACACACACUUCCCCUUCUUCGUCCGCCGCUUCCACCUCUUCACUCCCUCAACAUUCCCCGCAGCCCAGCAUGGCCAACCCACCACAGCGCACUCAACAGGUACCCCAACAUGUCACCGCGCUCCUAUCCCACCUCACCAGCCGCCCGGGGGUGCAAUCAACCCUGAUCCUCUCCCGCAAAGAUGGCUCCAUCAUCCAAAGCACAGGGCAAAUCGCUGCUCAAGAGAACGCCUCUCCUCGUACCACACCUCCAACCUCAUCCACCACUGAUCAAACCCCGACCGCACAACCCUCCGAUUCAUCCCCCGCCUCCCCAACAUCCCCGACACCAACAACCUAUCAGCCCUCGCAGGCAGAGGCGCUGGCCGCACAUAUCUUCAAUUUUGUCUCCAGUGCCUCUGCGCUAGGAAUCUCCCUGGCCCGACCGAUCACCACGCAGUCCACUACUAAUGGACAUUCUUCAAGUGGAUUGGAUGCGGAGUAUGGGAGCUAUGGGAACGGCACGGGUACGUCCACACCCCGAGAGGAAGAUCAGGAUGGGCAGGGGGACCGUGAGGAGGAGGAUGAAGUCAAAUUGUUGCGUAUGCGUACAAGGAAACAUGAGAUUGUCGUCGUGCCGGAUCGCAAGUAUCUUCUUUGCGUGGUGCACGAUGUCGCGCAUGGAGGCGGUGGUCCUGGGGCGACGGGUGCUCGUUCGUCGCGGUAGAUAGGUUCUAUUUCAAAUCUUCUUUCUUUUUUUUGGUGCCUAUUUCUUUUUCCUUUUCUGGGGCAAUGUUGCUUGAUACCUUGGUGUCUUGGUGGUUGUGAUUUUUCGGGUUGCUUGUUUUUCUUACAGUGGUUUUUUUU
Penicillium brasilianum is the source of this 978-nucleotide messenger RNA. The record is from the annotation of a GenBank genome assembly. Lineage: Eukaryota; Fungi; Ascomycota; Eurotiomycetes; Eurotiales; Aspergillaceae.